Lachancea mirantina is the source of this 1638-nucleotide messenger RNA. Lineage: Eukaryota; Fungi; Ascomycota; Saccharomycetes; Saccharomycetales; Saccharomycetaceae. The record is from the annotation of a GenBank genome assembly.
AUGGCUGAAGUAGGUCGAAGGCUGGCCAAACAUGACGUUCGACCAUUUUUACUACUGAUUGUUCUCUAUUUUCUGCAAGGAAUUCCGGUAGGGUUAGCCUUUGGAACGAUACCGUUUCUUCUCAAAUCGACCAUCAAAGGGAGUACAUUUACGUCAGUGGGGCUCUUUAGUAUGGCAACCUACCCAUACUCGCUGAAAAUUCUUUGGUCACCGAUAGUGGAUUCUGUUUACAAUGUGAAAAUUGGUAGACGUCGAUCGUGGAUUAUACCUGUGCAGCUUGUGAGCGGUUUAGCGCUUUGGUUACUAGGCUAUUGCGUUUCGAAGGACUUGGUUUUUGCCGGGGUGGAUGCUGCUUAUCGUGAGGGGUCAAUCGGUGUCGCUGAUGCCAAAAACACUAACAUUAAAGUUUUGACCAUUUGUUUCCUAAUUCUCGUGUUUCUCUGUGCCACACAGGACAUUGCCGUUGACGGAUGGGCACUCGAGAUUCUUUCUCAACAAUCCUUAUCUUUCGCUUCCACGGCACAAACUGUGGGGCUGAACAUGGGUUAUUUCCUUUCUUUCACAGUUUUCUUGGCAUUCAACUCCAGUGAUUUCAUGAACCGGUACGUCAGAUCGGUGCCAAAAAAUUACGGCAUUGUGAGCUUAGGCUCAUAUUUAAAACUAUCUGGAAUUACUUACGUUUUGGUUACUAUUUUCAUCAUUCUCAAGACGAAGGAGACGCCCGAUUUCGAUAGCGUUCUUCCUGGCCUGGCUAAGAAAAGCGACGAAAAGAAGCCCCAAUUGAUUGAAUAUGCUGUAGAUCUGACCGGGACUUCAAAGACCACUACAAAAAACGUCUACAGGGCCUUCUUUAAAGUUUUGAAACUCAAACCAGUCCAGUCCCUGAUUUUCAUCCAUUUCGUCUCCAAGUUCGCAUUCCAGUGUAAUGACGCUGCAACAAACCUCAAACUUCUCGAGCGCGGCCUCAAACGCGAAGAUCUUGCCAUUACAGUGCUCAUAGAUUUCCCAUUCGAGUUAAUCUUUGGCUACUAUGUCGCUAAGUGGAGUUCCGAGACCUGGGACAGAAAGCCAACCUCAAGCAAGUCAUAUUCGAGAUUUUUCGUCGGAGAAAGAGGCCCUUUAACGCCUUGGCUUUGGGGCUACUUAGGCAGGCUCGCAGCGGCAAUGAUGGGCUCUUACCUGGUAUGGGCAUUUCCCGAAACAAAGGAAAUUCCCAGCUAUUAUUUUAUGAUGGUUAUUUUGCAACAUCUGGUGAGUUCUUUUAUGGCAACAGUCCAAUUUGUUGGGAUAGCGGCAUUUCACAACAAAAUAGCAGAUCCCAUGAUCGGGGGAACUUAUCUAACACUUCUGAACACUAUCAGCAACAUGGGAGGAACUUGGCCACGGCUUUUGAUUAUGUCAAUGAUAGAUUUCUUCACGAAAACAGAAUGCUUUAUGGAUGCAGAACGCGCUUUCCACUUCACAGCUACGAGAAGCUCGUGCGAAAAAGACGGAGGCAAGCUCGUCAACACCCGGGAUGGAUAUUUUAUGACAAAUGCUCUUUGCAUAACUAUGGGCCUUUGUCUCUAUUUUGGAUACCUCAAGACAAAAGGUCAACAGCUCCAGAGACUUCCUCUUACUUCAUGGAGAUGCGAAUAA